Molecule: messenger RNA, 1998 nt
Organism: Solanum dulcamara
Lineage: Eukaryota; Viridiplantae; Streptophyta; Magnoliopsida; Solanales; Solanaceae
Product: pentatricopeptide repeat-containing protein At3g62890-like
Exons: 2
Coding region: 773-1978 (401 amino acids)
Biological process (GO): RNA modification
Molecular function (GO): RNA binding; protein binding; zinc ion binding
Source: RefSeq, a predicted model, not a curated record
GUCUGUAAUGACUCGUCCCUAGUGCCCUUUGAAACGAACUAAAAGGCCUCUCUUCAAUUUCCUCUGAAAUUUGAACCACCAACCAAUAUUUGAAAUAUUGUAUUAUGAAAUUCUGAAUUCGUCAUGUGUGUAUUAGAAUUUGUUGGGAGUAUAAGUUAAAGACUCGCACCCACUAAUUUCAAAUUCUUGAUUAGCCUCCAAGAAGUGUCAAACUCAAUUCGAAGAGCUGGAAGAAGUAGAAGAAAGACUCGUUUCACUGGUUCAAAAAUGUCCAAAUCUGAGAAUCCUUCAACAAAUUCAUGCCCAUAUAAUCACUCAUUCAUUUCUUCCACCUUCAACAAUCUCCUUCAUCCUCUCAAAAGUUGUCACUUUUGCAGCCCUUUCACCCAAUGGCUUUGGCCUCAGUUACGCGAAAAGGGUCCUUACCCAAAUCCCAAACCCUAGUAUAUUUUCUUAUAAUUCUCUCAUUAGAGGUUUUCUUGAAUCCCAAAUCCUUUCUAACGAACCCUUUUUCAUAUUCAAGAAAUUGCUCAAGAGAAAUUACCCAAAAGCGAAUACUUUCACUUUAGCUUUUGUGUUGAAGUCGUGUUCGAUCUUGACGGCGUUUAAUGAUGGGCAACAAGUGCAUAAGCAUGUUGUUCAAUCUGGGUUUGGGUCGAGCCCCUUUGUUCAGACUUCAUUGUUGAAUUUAUACGCGAAAUGUGAGGAAAUUGGGUUGGCGGAGAAGGUGUUCGAUGAAAUUCCUGAGAGAAAUGUGGUUGCUUGGAGUGCAAUGAUUAGUGGGUAUUCGAAACUUGGGAUGGUUAAUGAGUCUUUUAGUUUGUUUAGGGAAAUGCAGAAGACGGGUGUUUUGCCUGAUAAGGUUACAAUGGUGGUUGUGAUUUCGGCUUGUGCUAUGUCUGGGGCGUUAGAUUUGGGUAGAUGGGUGCACGCGUAUAUUGACAAGAGAUCGAUUGAGAAUGAUCUAGAGCUUAGUACUGCGCUUGUUAAUAUGUAUGCAAAGUGUGGAUACAUUGAAAAGGCAAUUGAAGUAUUUGAAGCAAUGCCUUUUAAAGAUGCCAAGGCUUGGAGCUCAAUGAUAGUUGGCUUGGCAGUAAAUGGACUCGCAGAAUAUGCACUUGUGACCUUUUCCAGGAUGAACAAAGCUAAGGUGAAACCUAACCAUGUGACACUAGUUGGGGUUCUUAUGGCUUGUGCUCAUAGUGGAUUAGUUUCUGAAGGGAAAAGGUAUUGGGCAAGCAUGAUUGAGCUUGGGAUUGAGCCAUCUUUAGAGCACUAUGGCUGCAUGGUAGAUCUAUUAUGUCGUUCAAACUUAGUUGAUGAAGCUUAUUCAUUUGUCGAAUCCAUGCCACUUGCCCCGUGUCCAGCAAUAUUGCGUACGUUACUUGUUGGGUGCAAAAAGAACAAGAUCUUGGACAAAUGUGAAUUUCUCGCUCAGCAUCUCAUUGAAUUAGAUCCCUGGAAUGCAGAGAACUAUAUCCUACUCUCUAGUCUGUAUGCAUCAGUAUCAGACUGGGAGAAAAUGCGGCAUGUGAGGAAACAGAUGAAAGACAAAGGUAUUAAGGCUAUGCCAGGGUGCAGUUCCAUUGAAGUUGAUGGUUUCGUGCACGAGUUUGUGAUGGGUGAUUGGUCACACCCUGAAGCAGAGGAGAUCAAAGAGUUCCUAAGGGAUAUAUCUCAAAGGGUAUACUCUGAAGGACAUGAACCUUGGAUUGCUACUAUACUGCACAAUGUGAGUGAUGAAGAGAAGGAGUUUGCACUUUGUGAGCACAGUGAAAGGUUAGCUAUUGCUUUUGGCCUUUUGAAGACAAAAGCACCGACAGUGAUUAGGAUAGUGAAGAACCUUAGGGUCUGUAGGGAUUGCCAUGAAGUGACGAAGAUAAUUAGUAGAUUAUACAACAGAGAGAUAAUUGUAAGGGACAGAGUUAGGUUCCACAGAUUUGUAAACGGGGCUUGUUCUUGCAGAGAUUUUUGGUAAAUAUCAUUCCAUUGACAAUA